AGCCUUACUAUUGUUAUUUAUUUAACAUCCUCUGACAAUCUAAAGUCAGCACCAUUCUUGUUGAUGACAGAGUUCCAUAUGGAGAGCUGGGAUUUGCAAUCAGUAAUUAGUGGAUACAGUGAUGAUGCCUUCAUCUCUUCCAUGGAAAUCCCACCAUCUGUUUUUCAACCUUUGCGUGUUCAACAAGAGAAUCUUUUAAAUUUUUCUGAAGCUUUUGAAACAAGCACAGGAGUCUUAGCCGAGCUAGAGGAUCUUUACAGGCCUUUCGAUCUUCAGUUGAAUCCUCUUUCAUCAACACAGACUGUCAUUACCAGUUCCCUUCCUGUUCCACAAGAUGUGGAAGAGCCUGAGAAGCUGGAAAGUCAACAAACUCUUUAUCAAUCUACUAUUGUAGCCAAACCAAGAAAAAGGAAGAAUCAGCAGAAUAGAGUGGUACAACAUGUACCAGCUGAUGGUCUUUCAUCUGAUAUAUGGGCCUGGCGUAAAUAUGGACAGAAACCUAUUAAGGGAUCUCCUUAUCCCAGGAGCUAUUACAGGUGCAGCAGCUCAAAAGGAUGCUUGGCAAGAAAACAAGUAGAACGAUGCUAUUGGGAUCCUCAAAUAUUUAUCAUUACCUACACUGCUGAGCACAGUCAUGACCAGCCAACUCGCCGGAGUGUUCUAGCUGGAACUACUCGGAGCUCUCAGGCUGGAACUACCCGGGGCAAGCCUUCUGCACCUAAAUAUCCUGCUUUCAUGGAACCCCAUUUGCCAGCAGAUUCUGUUUUUUCAGCAACAACCACUUUGGUGACACCAACUGAAGAUGAUCAGUUACUGAAACAGGACAGCAUAAAGAGGGAGGAAGCACAAAUGCUUGAAGAUUUUGAAGGAGACAAGAUUUUCUCACCAGAUAUAACAUUGAGUGAUGAAUUUUUUCAAAGCUUGGAGGAUUUGGAAGGUCUUUUGGUAGGCCAUGCCAAUUUCCUGUCUAGCAAUUGAAAUGCAGAAGUUGAACACAAGAAACCGUGUUUCUUUUUUUCUUUUUUUUUUUCCUCUUCCAUCAGCAGUUUGCAUUAUAAAAUGAACUUGUAGUUAAGCUUGUUAUCUUCUGUUGAAUACAAUAUAAUUAUUUUGCUUUG
Rubroshorea leprosula is the source of this 1118-nucleotide messenger RNA. NCBI's taxonomy places the organism in Eukaryota, Viridiplantae, Streptophyta, Magnoliopsida, Malvales, Dipterocarpaceae. The record is from the annotation of a GenBank genome assembly.